Penaeus chinensis is the source of this 2619-nucleotide messenger RNA. Its product is annotated as ionotropic receptor 21a-like. NCBI's taxonomy places the organism in Eukaryota, Metazoa, Arthropoda, Malacostraca, Decapoda, Penaeidae. The transcript has 11 exons. Gene Ontology annotation, molecular function: ligand-gated monoatomic ion channel activity. The record is from RefSeq and is a predicted model, not a curated record. Gene Ontology annotation, cellular component: membrane. Bases 6 to 2042 code for a protein of 678 amino acids.
GUGUAAUGGGACCAGUUAAGUGGAGCCUCGUUCUGGCCGUUGCAGUUGCCCAGUGCGCCGGCAGGAGGCUGCUUCCUUCGCCCGCGCCGCCAGCACAGGACCUGGUGUCUCUUGCCGGUGCGGCCGCGUCCGACCUCCUGCAGGAGGAUGCGUGGGGAGAGAGCGACGACCCGCAAGGCACCCUCAUCCUCCUCUGCGACGGCGGCUCCUCCUCCGCCUCCCCCGCGGCCGCCUUCGCUAGGCUCUUCCAGGAGGUGCUGGGAACAAGGAUGGUCGGAGGACUGGCGGUUCUGGAGCUAAAAUUCGACUCUAUGGACAACGUCACUGAGGAUUCGCUCUUCACCAAGGCUAUUAGGACGGCCAGGCAGGUCCGCCAGAGGUCGUGGGUCGUGCAGGUGCUGGUGGUGAGCGACGACCCCGCCUUCCUGGACGCCUUCGCUCGCUGGUCGCUGCGAGGACGACUUCUGGUGUGGCAGACGAGGCUGGUGGUCGUCACGCGCCUCCCCAAGCACGACCUGCAAGCGCUCCUGGCCAAGCACUGGACGCUCGCCAUGAUGAACGCGCUCGUGCUGAACCUUGGCAACGCUGCGGAUGAGACUUUAGGUGGUCUUUACAUGCACGUUCCCUACAGCGAGUCGGGCGCUAAGUUGAAGCAGCUCGGUUACUGGUCUCCGUCGGGCGGCCUCGCGUUGCUCCCUGGCGCCUCGCUCUAUUACGAUAAAUAUUCUAACUUCCACGGUGCCCCCGUCAACGUGACCGCCCUGCCCUUCGCCCCCUACUGGAGCGUCGAGGAGGGGGAGGGGGCGGCCGGGGGCGCACCCCCCCUCAGCAGCUACUCGGGCACGGACUUCCUCAUGCUGCGCACGAUCGCCGAGGCCCUCAACUUCUCCGUCAACGUGCUGCCGACCGCCGACUGGGGGGAGGUGACGCAGCGCGUGGAGGAGCGCGUCUCCUUCAUGGCGCCCAUCAUCUACGCGGUGCUCCCGGGGCGCCUCGAGCACUACGACUACACCUACGCCUACGAGUACGCCUCCCCGGCCUUCUGCAUGACCAAGCCGGUGCUGAAGCCUCAGUGGCAGAGCCUCUACUACCCUCUCAGCGACCUGGUCUGGCUCUCCGUCCUGGCUGCCUUGGUCAUCGUCCCGCCAACUUUCUUCUUUGUAGGCCGUGUAGAAGGCCUAGGGGCGGGCGGCGACGAGGGCGUAGUGCCACUAGUGUACGGGACGCUCCUCAACCAGAGCAUGAACCACGUGCACCCGAAAGGCAACGGCUCCCGCCUGCUGCUGGGGGCGUGGCUUCUCUUCACCUUCAUCUUGGGCACCGCCUACCGGGGCAACCUCACCGCCGCCCUCACGCUGCCCAAGUACCCCCCUCGCCCCGAGACGCUCCAGGAGCUCGUCAGGGCUGUCAAAAGAGUGACCAUGCCCCCUUACGGCGCCCAGUUCCGCGACUUCUACAAGCAGUCGGACUCCGAGGUGUUCCGCGCCCUGGCAAGGAGCAUGGAGAUCGUCCCCUCGGUGCAGGAGGGUCUUCGGCAGGCCAGCGAAGAGAGACAGGCGCACAUCCAAGCCCGAAGGUUCCUAGAGCUCGUGGUGGCGGAGGAGUUCACGCGGGCGGACGGGUCGACGCGGCUGUACUUCGGGCGGGAGAGCGUGUUCCCCGGCCUCUCCGCCUGGCCCAUCCCGCACGACGCCCCCUACAAGGCCCGCCUCGACCGCUGCAUCAUGGCCGUCAAGGAGGCCGGCCUGUACGAGAAGUGGAGUCGGGACCUGAUGGAGAAAGCCAGGAAGGAAGGUCGGGAGAGACAGCAGAGGAUCCUGCAGGAGAGGCGCAAGCAGAAUGGCCAAGCAGACGGCAAGCAGGACGCCGAGAAGGCACCGGAGCCGAGCGGAAACUCCCCCAAGGCGCUGACGAUCGUCCACCUUCAGGGGCCGCUGAUGCUGGCGGCCUUGGGUCUCGGCGCCGCCAGCGUCACCUUCCUGGGCGAGAUGGCGGCCGCCAGAUGGCUCGGGUCACGUGACCCCUCUCGUCAUUCCAUCUGAUAAAGUUCGAUGAAUUUAAUUUCAGAGCAAAUGUGGAUUAGGAUUGCCAAUAUGACGUACACUAGAAGGACGACGAUGCGAGAUUGUACCACAUGCUAAGCAUUUUGUAAUUUGUUUUUGUUGAAACUGAAUUGAAAACAAAGAUCUGCUACACCCGUGAGUCUUGUUUUUAACCUGUUUUUAUUCAGAAAAAAAAAAAUCUUUUAAACAACCCUGCAGUAACAGAAACGCCACAAAAACGGAUAUACGAAAUGGACUAACGAGAAAGGAUUCCAACGUCCCAAUCUGUGAUGCAUAUAUAGCAUUCAGUCCUUUGUAUCAUUAUUAUCAUUAUGCCUAUACACUUAUCACCUUCUCCCAUGGCUGAGAAGCUGACUGAUUGAUACACAGUGUUCGUAUCGCUGACUCAUAUGUACUACGGAGCUGGAAAAUAAUGAGUAUCUCGAACGUAUAUCAUAUAUGGAACGCAGCGAGAUCUAUUUUAACAUAUUUUUAACAUUGUGGAAAUGUCUUUGGAUUUAUUCUUCACAUUUAUUUUAUCAUUGUCACACAGAAGAUUAGGACUGUUAAUAAACUG